CUGUGCGUGAUGACGUCAGACACCCGUGGACUGGCGGUCUGCCAUCUUUGAUUGUGAGACAGGCCGCGGCGCAAGCAGCACUCAACGAGAGCAGCACUGUCUCACACGAGAUAACGGGUGGGCAAAAAAAAAGACAGAAACACAAGUCGUGAUCCCCUUAACGUCCAAACAACGGUGGAAACCCCGGGAAAGAAGAAAGGGCACCGUGUUGGCACAGAAUAGAUUUGAGGCCCGUGCAAGUCGAGGAGAAAUGGUUGGAUGCUAGCUACUGUACCACGCUAGUUACCUAACUAGCUACCGUUAGCAAGUUAGCCAGUUUUUGUAAUCCGCCGGCCACACACUCGGCUUGGAUACUACAAAACAAGCCGAACCCAGACGACAUACUAGAAGAAGAGAGACCGGCGGUGACAGGAGGCUGGUUCUGGGGGUGAGACCAGAGGACCAGACUCAAUGAGUUUCCAGCGAAAUGUCAGAGAAGUCAGGGCAGAGCACCAAGGCAAAGGAUGGCAAGACCAAGUAUGCAACCCUUAGCCUCUUCAACACGUACAAGGGCAAGUCUCUGGAGACCCAGAAAACUGCAGUGGCUGCCAGACAUGGGCUCCAGAGUUUGGGUAAGGUUGCUGUCAGUCGGCGCAUGCCCCCCCCUGCCAACCUGCCCAGCCUGAAGGCAGAGAACAAGGGCAACGACCCCAACGUUAACAUUGUCCCCAAGGACGGCAGCGGCUGGGCCUCCAGACCCGAGGGAGGAGACGAGAGGCAGUCCGAUACCCCCCCACCCCAGCCUAACCCAGGGCCCCCCCAACCCCCAGAGGUCUCGUCCUCUAUAGGGUGCAGCAGAUCCUGGGCCAACAGCAAGCUGCCACCACCACAGCUAGAUGGAGGAGCCCCUCGUGUGAGCAGCCAGUUCCACCAGGAGUUCCCCAGUUUGCAGGCGGCCGGAGAGCCGGAGAAAGGGGAGGGGCAGGAGGAAGAGCCUUAUGGACCUGGACCCAGCCUCCGACCUCAGAAUGUUGGUAGUUGGCGCGAGGGCGGGGGAAAGAAUCUGACCACCUCAGCUAGCCCUUCUGAGAUGGACAGCUGUGGGCCAGAGGAGGGAGGGGCAGCGCUCAGCACCCCCUCACCCCCUGGGGAGGUGGAGGAGAGGGGCAGGGUGCCCCCUAUUGAGAAGAAAGAGGAGARGGAGAGGCUGCCCCUGUCUGCCAAGCCUGCACCCCUCUCCUCUCAGCCCAAGCUACAACCCCCCUCUGUUCCAGCCCAGCCUAAACUCAAUGGGGGCCAGCAGGCCCAUGCCGGUGUGCCUCCCCAGUUCCACCCCCAGUUCAGGGGCAUGAUGCCACCCUACAUGUUCAAUGCGUAUCCCAGGAUGCCCUUUGCUCCAGUGCCAGGGAACAUCAGAUACCCUGUUCCACAGGAUGGAGCCAGGAGAGUCCGUCCCCAGCACGGGCCCCCCCAGGCCUGGAUCAAGGACCCAGAUAGACCCUCCAUCAUCAGCGCCACAGAGCUCAAAGAGCUUGACAACCUGGACACAGAGGCUGACGAGGGCUGGGCUGGAGCUCAGAUGGAGGUCGACUACACAGAGAAACUCAACUUCAGUGAUGACGAGGAGAACCAUGCCGCCAAAGAGAAAGGGGAAAACUGGGAGUGGAUGGGUAAAUUGGAGCGGAUGAGGGCGCAGCGCACGUCAGACGGCCAGGAGGGCAGCAAAGGCUCAUGGGUAGAUAGAAGGGACCCCAGGGUGCUUUCCCCAGGCAGUAAGGGGGUGUACAAGACCGGCCCACCACAGGACCAUCAGGGUCAGCCAGGUGGGCGCUCGGUGGGCAGCGGAGCCCCUCGCGUGGCCAAACCCCCCACCAUUGCUCCCCCUGCUGGUGAGGAGGAGUGCGAGGCCUGGCGCCAGAAACACAAGAAGCAGGACCUGUCGGAAGCGGUAGAAAGAGCCAGGCGGAGGAGAGAAGAGGAGGAGAGGAGGAUGGAAGAGCAGAGACUCGCCGCUUGCGCAGAGAAACUCAAACGCCUCAACGAGAAACUCCGCCCGGCAACAGAUGCCAAGCCCGGCCCUGCCGCCGAGACAACCAAUGAAGAGACUGGAGCUGUGUGUGAAGACACACCUCUUUUGUCUGUUCUUCCCCCUGUCUCCAACCCUGCACCAUCACAGCCUGCCCCUUCCUCUCAGCUCCCGAACAUAUCAGCCCCUCUCCAAGACCGAGAGAGUGUGGAGAGGGAAAGGAUUGAGAGGGAGAGAGAGAGGGUGGAGAGAGUAGAGCCUAGUGCGAAGGAAGAGAGUCAGUUUGUGCCUCGCCAGCCCAGCCCUCCAGUCCAGAGACCAUUGUCCAUACCCCCAGAGCCUCGGCUCGGAGAGGGUCCCCUGCGCUUGGUGGGCCCCCUGAGUGAGGUGAGCCCUCUGGUAGAGGAAUGCCAGACUGAGAGACUGACGCCCAUGCCUAUCAGAGACUACUUCAGCACCGAUGAGAGCAGAGUGGAGGAACCUGUGCCACUCACUCUGCCCCUUAUGGACCCCCUCAGUGGUGGAGAGGACGCCCCUGUGGCCCCCCUGGACCUUGAGGGAGAGGUGGGGGCUGCCAUGCGCCCCUCUCUCACCUCUGGAUACUCUAAACAGUUCCAGAAGUCUCUGCCCCCGCGCUUCCUCCGGCAGCAGGAGCAGAUGAAGCAGCAGUGGCAGCAGCAGCAACAGCAGCAGGGGGGUGGUGGUGGGGCUGUGUCCCCAUCAGGAGGAGGUGCGGGUGGAGGAUGUGUAGCUGCCUCCCAGCAGCAGCACCGCUCCCUGUACCAGCCCGUCGGCCCCCCUCACCACCAGCAUCAGCAGCACCUGGCUAACAUGGGCUUUGACCCCCGCUGGCUCAUGAUGCAGUCAUAUAUGGACCCCCGCAUUAUGUCUGGAAGACCACCGCUCGACAUGCCAAACAUGCACCCUGGACCUGGGCGGAUUCCUCCUAAGCAGAUAGUUCGUAGAGAGCCAGGAGACAGCUCCAGUUCUGACUCCUUCGACCACCUGACCAGGCCCAUACGGGACCAUAGUCUCCCUUCUGAACCGCGCAUAGUAUGGGGGUCUGACCCAUACCCCCAAACUGAACCCCUGCUCUCUGUCACACCCCCUAAAGGACGGGAGGACGAGGACAGCAGAUUGGACUCGGGGUUGGAGAUGGAAAGGGGUCUCCCAGCCAUGUACCCCAGCCAGGAUCACAAUCCCCUGAAACCCUGUGGCAAAUCAGACCUUUUCAGAGACCCCACAAAGCCCCUGUCAGGAUUCGGCCCAGGCCCAGAGGAGGCUCCAGAACCCCUGCAGACAGAAAUAGGGCCUGGUGGGUCUCCCUUUGAGCCAGUGGAGCCUAGCCUGCCCACUGGAGAGGUGGAGGCUCUGGGACAGGCCAUGCUACAGAGUACUAUCUCCCAGGGCUCCAGCCACUCCCUCAAACUGGAUGAGCCCAGGUUCGACAGCCUCCACCUGGGCACAAAGACACUUGAGCUCCAGGAUCCAGAAGAGAGGCCAGGCGCGGAAGAUAUAAAGGCCAGUAAAGAGCCUUUCUCCCAGGCUGCUGUGGCCGGGGACACCCCUCCAGCUGACGGCCUCCACAAGCUAGAGAAGCCGGCCCCCAGCAAGCAGAAGGCUGAGCUGCGCUGGGGAGGGAGGUCUGGGGCCGGCCGUAGGGACGGACCAGGGGGAGAGAGGCCGGUACGCAGGUCUGGACCCAUUAAGAAACCUGUACUCAGAGACAUGAAGGAAGAACGAGAGCAGCGGGAGGAGAGAGAGCGACACCGUGAGAGAGGAGAAAAGGGGGAGAGACCCAAGAAGGAGGAGCGAGGAGAAGUGAAAGCUGCCUCCGCUGCUGCUGCGGUGUCUGAGGGCCCCAGGGACAGACCCCACGGGGAGAAGGAGAGGGACAGACCCCACGGGGAGAAGGAGAGGGACAGACCCCACGGGGAGAAGGAGAGGGACAGACCCCACGGGGAGAAGGAGAGGACAGACCCCACGGGAGAAGGGAGAGGGACAGACCCCACGGGGAGAGGGACAGACCCCACGGGGAGAGGGACAAGGGACAGACCCCACGGGGAGAGGGACAGACCCCACGGGGAGAGGGACAGACCCCACGGGGAGAGGGACAGGGACAGACCCCACGGGGAGAGGGACAGGGAUGGGAAGAGUGAGGCCCCUGAGACAGAGGGGUCUGGGAAGGGCCCCCAGAAAUCCAGAGAUACACAUGCCCCGAUACCAGCCUCCCAGGACGACAAGACAGACCAACUACCGACCCAUGACAAAAACCCUGAACCUAAAUUACCCUCUAGGAAGGAGCCCAACCUCCCCCCACGGACCUACCGCCGUGAGGAGAGGGAAAGAGACCAGGAGAGAGAGAUGGAAAGGGACAGAGAGCGAGACUGGCCGGCUGAUGGUUUUAGAGGCCGAGGCAGAGGGGAGUACUACUCUCGAGGACGGAGUUUCCGGGGGACUUACAUUGGUCGAAGUAGAGGUGGCCGGGGUCGUAGUCGAUGGGAGUACCCUUAUCAGGAGCCGCGCUCGCGCUCAGACUUUCCUGCCGUCAGUGGCGCUGCUGCCUUCCGCUGCCGUGAAGAGAGCGAGACGCGCAGCGAGAGCUCAGACUUCGAAGUGAUGCCCAAACGCAGACGGCGUCGUGGUUCCGAUACCGACUCAGAGAGCGAAGGAGGACGGGAGUCCGCUAGCGACACUGGGGCUUCAGACCGUGAGCCCAGUGCCAAACCACCCCGAUCGCUCCGCAGUGAAAUACCAGGAGAGCCCCGCUCUGGACCACACAAACCUGGCUUCGGACCCCAUCACCUGGGGGAGAAAGGAGGGCCCAGAGGAGGAGACGAGGGAAGGCCCAAGCCAGGCUUCCUGCCCAAAGGAGAUCCUUCACGGCGGGGGAGAGGGGGACUGUACAGCAGGCGAGGGGGAGCCAGGGAGAGAGGAGGUCCUAGGUCAGCUCCUCUCAGACGACCAGGAACUAGAGAGUCGUCCUCCCAGUGGCCCUCUAAACCCAUGGAGACCUUCCGCCCCGAGGACACAGAACCCUCGUCAUCACGCUAUGACAACUGGGACCACCACUCUGACCGACGGCCCGUUCGAGGAGACAGAGACCGACAGUUCGAGGGGAAGAAGUUUGGGGAGGGGGGACCCCAGAGUAGCAGAGACAGAGAGAGGCCCCGUCGCCCUCGGCCAGCCCGACCCCCCAGACAGGACAAACCCCCCCGCUUCCGAAGGCUGAAGGAGAGAGAGGCUGCAGUCUUAGCUGGAGGAGACACAGGACCAGGACCCACCUCCACUGCCCCCGUCCCAGCCUUAGUGCCUGGCCCUGUCUCCCUGUCCCCUACCCUCUCCAGAGCUUCAGGGACCCCUGUCACCAUGCCUGUAGAGGGGGGACCCACAGCCGCUGACCUGCACCUGACCUCUGACCCAGCCCUGCCUGAUGCCACCCCUCCCACCACCUCUGCCAUGGGCACCAAGUCACCUGACUUUUCCAACCAGAACUCUUCUGACCAGGCCAACGAGGAGUGGGAGACGGCGUCGGAGAGUAGUGACUUUAACGAGCGUAGAGAACGGGAGGAGAGGAGGGGAGCGCGGGAGGCUGCUAGUGGCACUGCCCAGCCCUCGACACCAGCCCCCCUACCCCCUCAGGGCUCAGCACCCCCCAGUAGGACCCCCACCGAGGGAGGGGUGACACCCAAACGCGAGGCAGCCGGGCCCGCCGGGGGCAGGAGGAGUUUCUCCAGUCAGCGUCCGGUGGAGAGGCAGAACCGCUGGGGGAACAGCGGACCCAAACCAGGCCGCGGCUACGCAGGGGGGAAGGGAGAGAGGCGAGGAGGUGGCAAGGCUGGACGCAGAGGAGCGGCCCCAGACUCAGCCCCAGGUGGGGGAGUGGUGCGUACUGGGGGUAAAGACCCUGCUGGACGCAGGAAGGACGAGACCAAACAGAAACCCAAGGAGAAGGAGAACGCUCUGUUGCAGUUUGACCUAAACAACUAUGCCAGUGUGGUGAUCAUAGAUGACCAUCCAGAGGUGACAACCUUAGAGGACCCCCAGUCUAACACUACAGAUGACGGCUUCACUGAGGURGUCUCACGCAAACAACAGAAACGACUACAGGACGAGGAGAGGAGGAAGAAAGAGGAGCAGACUACACAGCACUAUGGGAAGAAAGGAUCAGGGGAAAAGGGGAGAGGAGGAAGCAAGCUGCCACCAAGAUUCGCCAAAAAACAGCAGCAGCAUCAUCAACAAGCAUCACAACAACAACCACAGCAAGCCUCACAGCCACAGCAGCCCUCACCUCCCCCCCAACAACCCCAGCCCCUCCUAUCUGCCUCCCAGCUCCCUCCCCCCUCCCAGCCUGCUGCCUCUCCCCAGACUCUGGAAGGCUCUGUGGCCACCCUACCCCCCGCCCCUACCCCCACCACUGUGGACUUCAUCUCCAAGACUCCCCUUCCCUCUGUGGCCCUGCUCACGCAGCCCCACAGCACUCUCGGUACGGAACUCUGGGAGAACAAGGUGACCGGAUCCACCAUACUCCCUGACGUCAAGAAACUUGGACCGAUCAGCCCUCCUCAGCCUCCUUCAGUCAGUGCCUGGAACAAACCUCUCACCUCCUUCACUGGGACUGUCACUCCUGAGGGAGUGAAGCCUGGCUCAGAAGGCAGUGUGGAUCUAGGGAUGGACAGUAUCCAGUUUGGAGCCCCGUCCUCAGCUGGCAGUACAGACAGCGAUGGUGUACCAGCCAUGCUUGAGCCUGGACCUGACAACAAACUACCUGCUCCUAAAGAACAGAGACAGAAACAGCCCCGUGCUGGACCUAUCAAAACACAGAAGCUCCCUGACAUGGAGCCAGUAGAGCCUAAGGAGUACAAGCCUGGCCCUAUUGGUAAAGAACGCUCUCUGCGUAACCGCAAGGCUAAGGACGUCCGUGUGGGGGGGGAAGAAUGUCUUGAUGGGGGGAUAGUACCAGGAGGAGGGACCAACAGAGCAGUAGAUUCCAGCCCCCCCAACACAGACACCUCUGUUCCUGAGCUAGGGGGCGAUAUCGAGGGGAUGAUCACCAUACCCUCGGCUGAGUACGCCAGCAGCUCCAAGGAGUCAGUGACCGACUACACCACCCCCUCUUCCUCUCUGGCUGACAGCGUUCCUACUGGAGGGAGUAAGAUGGAGGAGAGCCUGGUGGCCAACGUGGCCCUGCCUCACCCUCUCCCUCGUAGAGAGGCCUUACAGCAGAGCUCCAGCCUCAGUACUGUCUCUCCUGCUUCUGUUGACCUCACACUGAAGAUGGAGUCAGCCCGUAAAGCGUGGGAGAACUCCCCCAGCCUGGUAGAAAAGAGUUCUCCUGUCACCUCUUCUCCCAUCACCUCCUGCACCUCCUCCUCCUACUCCUCCUUCUCCUCUGUCUCCAUGCCUCAGAUACCAGUAGCCUCUGUCACACCAAGCACUUCUCUGACAGGUGCUGGGACAUACACCACGUCCGCUCUGAGCACUAAGACCACCACGGCCUCUGACMCCCCCAACAUCUGCAAGGUGAAACCCCAGCAGCUGCAAACUGGAUCCAUGGGCGGGACCAGCUUCUCCCAGCUGGGCUGUGUGGCCCCCUUGCUGCCCCAGCAGCAACAGACUCCACAGGUUUACGUCUCCCAGUCUGCAGCAGCCCAGAUUCCAGCGUUCUACAUGGACACCAGUCACCUGUUCAGCAACCCCCACUCCCGCCUGGCACCUCUGACACAGCACCAGCAGCAGAGCUACCAGCCUAGACUCUCACAGCAGGCGGCGGUGCAGCAGAUUCCUAUCCCAAUCUAUGCUCCCCUACAGGGGCAGCACCAACACACACACACACACUCUCACCAGGCCCAGCUAAGCCUCAGCACCGGACCUCCCGUCUCCCAGCCACAGGACCUCUUCAGCUCUUCACUGCAGCCUUAUAGAUCACAGCAGGCCUUUAUGCAGAGCAGUCUGUCCCAGCCCAGUCCCAUGAUGUUAUCAGGGCCAUCUCUCCACAGCUACCCUGGUGUUGGGGGCCAUGACCUGGGCAAGCCCCAGUCCAGCCUGGCCUACCAGCAGCCCUCCAACACACACACACAACACAUCCCCAUCCUGUUUGAACCACAGCUCAACCAGCCCUCUGGCAUGGGAGGAUCCCAGCUGAUAGACACACACCUACUGCAGCGUCAGGGGAUGAGUCCACAUUCUAACCUGUACUCAGGACAGGUGCAACAACACGGACAGAGCAGUUACUAUAGUAACACACAGUCUCCUAGCUCUGCCAUGCAGCAGGUGCAAGUCCCUAUGCCAGGCUCCCAGCUCGGUCUUCCUAACUAUGGUUCCGGGGGCAGCCAGCCCCUCCUGGCUCUGCCCCCCACCCCUCCCCAGGCCCAGCCCCCCUUAGGUGUAGCUCCUCUGGUGCGCCCUCCCUCCCACACCCAGCAUGCUAACUCAUUUGGUGGAGGGAUGCAGCGUUCGCCUAUGGGUCCACCCCCCAUGUCUCCCUCUCUGGGAGGGGGUUUGAUGCCUCACCCCCGGCCGCCACCGCAGCAGCAGCAGUUCCCCCAGAUGCACCCCUCCCACCCCCCUAGAGGGCCUCUUCCCCCCCUCGCACCUAGAGGCCCUACAGGUCCCCGAGGCAACCAGGCAGAGCAGGACCUCAAGGCGAAGCAGCGAGCUGAGGUGCUCCAGUCGACUCAUAAGUUCUUCUCAGAGCAGCUCAAGGCUCCGUCAGUCUCCAAACCCUCUCGUCUCGACCAGGGGGGUGGCAAACCCCCCCUCGACAUCCUGCCCCCCAACCACCAGACGGUGGGAGUCGUGGAGCGCCCUGAACCCGACAAACCCUCCCUGUUAGCGGGCAAACCCAUCCGCACUGGCCCCAUCAAGCCCCAGGCCAUCAAACAAGAGGAGGGGAAGUAGAGCCUCACACAUCUCCACAGAUGGAGGGAUGGGGGAGAGAGAUGAUCCAGCUGCUCCACAUAUUCAUGCAAUCACUCACACACACAUCACCCUCUCUGGUGUUAGAGGUGGAGAAAGAGAGGAGAGGUGGGGGUGUAUAAGUCAAUGGUUACUGAGGGGGCUACUGUGUGUGUGUGUGUGCUCCAACCUCAUCUCUUCCCUUCUCCUCUCUUGUCCUCCCCUAUUGGGGGUAUGUGUGUGAUUUUUAGCCCCGCCUCUUGUAAUUUGGGUGGGGUGGAAGAUAGCAAGCUGUACUUCAAAUGUCUACUAAGAUGGUAAAAAAAGAUUGAAUGGAGAAAAAAGAUUUGCCAGUUUGCCAUUUUUAUAGCCCUAGGAUUUCUGUUCCUUUGUUUUUCACAAUAGAAUCCCAUUAUUAGGAGGACAGGGCUGUUAUUUUUGUUAACAGGAGAAUCAAGCAAUCUUUUGUUUUUGUAGUUGGAUCAAACAAUCUUAUUUAAAGAAGUAUUUUAGUGAAGCACAGACACGUUCUAUUCCUCUGCCGGUCUUCCAUCCAUCAUUGCUAACACACAGCUGUGUGAGUGUAUACAAGCUUGUACGAUCACCACACACACAAACUCCCUCUAGCGCUCAACGCUUUCACCAAUAUUCACUAAAGAGAGAAACUAUGAAAUCAGGGUUUGUCUCGAAAGGAAAUGUAAGAUGCAGCAGUUGAUUGAUUUAAUUGAUUAGUCUGCCUUUUCUCUUGCUCGCAUCUCUUUGCCUGAGCGGAAUGAUAAAGGUGGUGUUUGUGUGUGUUUGCGUGUGGCACACGGGAGGCCACUGCCCGGUUCUCUCCUGUAUCUUUAGCCAAAGGUUAAGCGUGCAAAGAUGAUUUCACAGAGCCUUGAGAAUCCCUGUUGUUAGUGUGUGGAAGGGGAGUUAUUAUGAGCUGUCUGUAAAUGGACAGCCAGACCCUGAAUUCAGUCAGAGCUUUCCUCCCCCGUGCCUCCCGAGAGAGAGAGAGGAGGAUGGAAUACCUCUUCACCACUGCUCACACACCCAUCGUCACGGUGUCUCACACACUCACUCACUUGCCUGUAGGGCACCCAACCCUGCUGCUACUAACAGAAAGGGAGUGAGUACUAGUUCAAAACUGUAGAAACAAAACAGUGUGGCUUUUUGUUAACCCUCACCAAGAGGGAAAGGGAGACCGAAGGGGGAGAAAUAAAACAAAAUUAGAAAUAGCUUUGUGUUCGACUGCUGCAUUUCAGGGCAGAAGGACAGGUGUUAGUGUUGAGAGGAGAGAUUAUUCCUGUCUCAUCUCACUUCCACUCACUCAAACCUACACCACUCUCUCAUCGCUGGUUUACCAUGGUGACAAGGGUCCUUCAGAAAUGUACAGUAGUAUGCUCCACUAGUGGGGAGGGGUCUACCCCCUCCCCUAACCAGAACACGGGAUGAGGAACCUUGUGUAGGACAGAGUGGGGGGGUAAUUGGUUUGUUUUUUCUUUUACUUGUACAGGGGGUACAUCGCUGUAUUAAAAUAUGUACGGUCUUACAUUCUUGGUUUUAGUUAAGAAACUAAUAAAAUAAUAUGCUGUUUAAAAAGUA
Messenger RNA from Salvelinus sp. IW2-2015, 10495 nucleotides. The record is from RefSeq and is a predicted model, not a curated record. Lineage: Eukaryota; Metazoa; Chordata; Actinopteri; Salmoniformes; Salmonidae.